AUGGGAGAGUACUCAAAAGCACUUUCAUAUUACGAAAAAGCACUUGAAAUUAAACAAAAAACUCUUCCUUCAAAUCAUCCGUCAUUGGCUACUUCGUACAAUAGCAUCGGUUUGGUGUAUGACAACAUGGGAGAGUACUCAAAAGCGCUUUCAUAUUAUGAACGUGCUCAGGACAUAAACCAGCGUACAUUACCUCCAACUCAUCCUCAUAUAAAAAUUACGAAAGAGAAUAUUGAAAUUGUAAAAAAGAAAUUAUAA
Molecule: messenger RNA, 258 nt
Organism: Adineta steineri
Lineage: Eukaryota; Metazoa; Rotifera; Eurotatoria; Adinetida; Adinetidae
Source: the annotation of a GenBank genome assembly